Purpureocillium takamizusanense is the source of this 2649-nucleotide messenger RNA. RefSeq lists its product as uncharacterized. The transcript has 2 exons. The coding region runs from base 54 to 2000 and encodes 648 amino acids. Gene Ontology annotation, biological process: transcription by RNA polymerase I. The record is from RefSeq and is a predicted model, not a curated record. Lineage: Eukaryota; Fungi; Ascomycota; Sordariomycetes; Hypocreales; Ophiocordycipitaceae.
CUUCACCUCCCGCAACACUCGCAUCGCUUUGCCUCGCCUGGACAACCGCCACAAUGGCUCCCCGAGAGCCUUUCAAGGUUCACUUGCUCAGCAAGCAUAUAGAGGACACCAAUAAGGGACUGAGCGCUGAGGCGCAGUUUAACCGCAAGCCCGUCAUCAAGAGUGAGCCGGCCAUCAAGAAGGAGCCCGCGUCGCAGAGCUUCUUCGACAAUAACGGCGACAGCGACGACUCGAGCGACAGCGACAGCGACAGCGACGAUGGCUCCGACUAUAUAAAGAGGCUUCUGCCCACACAUAUCAAACCGCAGGCCAAGCACACCAAGAAAGUGGAAGAGAUAGCCGACAGCGACGACGAACGGAAGGCCGCCAAUAAGGCAAGUAUCAAGACUGAGCCCGAUCUGAGCGACUCGAGCGAGUCGGAUUCCGAUUCCGAUUCGGAGACAUCCACAAAUGGAGCCAAGACCAACGGCCUCAAUGGGGUGGCCAUUAAAGAGGAGACCGCGAGCACGACCUCCAGCUCCGGCUCCUCGGACAGCGACAGCGACAGCGACAGCGAACAAUCAGCUGUGAACAAGCCGGACAUAAAGAAAGAAGAUUCCGAGUCCAGCUCGAGCUCCGACGAGAGUGAUAGUGAGAGUGAAAGCGACAGCGAGUCUGAGUCGGAGGCCGAGAGUGGCCAUGCUGUCGAGGCAGCGAGACCGGCCGUCAACGGCAAUACUGCCAGCUCCAGCGGUUCAAGUGACAGCGGCACUAGCGGAGAGAGCGACAGCGACGAGGAUUCAGGCGAGGAGAGCGCCGGCGCCGACGAGUCUAUCCAUAUGGCUGACCGUACCGGCCGAGAGGUCACCCUGCCCAACUUCAUCGCCCCCGACUUCGUGCUCCGCAAGGGUGACGACGGCAGCGACGUGGCUCGCGUUUGCAACCAGGCCAACACGGACGGCAAGCAGGUCUGGUAUUUUACUGUGCCCGCCAACGUGCCCAUCUCAGUGAUCCAGGACAUGGAGAUCCCCAUGGAUCCGGGUUCGCGUGGCGAACGAGUCUUAUCCCACGGUGACGAGGACUACGGCGUGUCUUUUGAGAGUGUAGCCCCGAAGAGCUCUAUCCAGAUUAUGAUCCCUUCGGCAGACUCUUCUCAGUACCAACAGGCACCACGACGGGUCGACCAAUUCAUGCAGGUUCGCCGCAUCACACACCUAGGCGGCGCCUCCGUCAGCCCUGCCGUGCAGCGCCCGGCGAGACCCCAGCCAAAGGGCCUCAAAGCUCGCUUCCAGCCGCUUGGCGUGACGUCUGCGAUGGGCAGGAUCGGGGCGCCGGACGAAGAUACCGAUGCCGAGAUGGACGACGCGCCCGCCAUGGGUGCGACUCCCGACAAGGUCAAGAAGGCGAAGCAGCGCAAGCCAAAGGGCGAGGCGAAUACGCCGCGCAAGGGCAAGCGCAAACACGCAUCAUCCGAGGACGAGGCGGCGGCGGCGGCGGAGCAGCUCCAGGCGGAGAGCCAGACUGCCGAGACCAAGACCAAGAAGCAAAAGACGGGCCGCGCCCCCAGCCUUGACCUCGGCUCCGAUGCGAGGAAGCAGACGCCCGUCGCGCCACCUACUGUGCCCAGCCAGGUUUCCUCCUUUGCGAGUCUCGGGGAGCCGGCGGCGGUCUCCACGCCGCCCAAGGGGAAGAAGGGAAAGGCGGCCAAGACCGUGGCUACGGUGCCCUCAAGCUCGCAGUCUCUGCCCCCCUUGAAGUCGACCCCGGUGCCGCCCCCCCGUCAGACGGCCGUGCCGAUCCCUCCGAUCCCCAGCUCCGCUCCCAAGAUUUCGCCCGUCCCGGUCCCGCAUCCGAACGUCACACCACCCAGCAAGAACAAAGAGGCCAAGCGCGGCCGCAAGCGCAAGGAAAAAACCGAGGACACGCAGCAGAGCCCGCCGCCGAGCGGGCAGCCCAAGCCGUCGAAAAAGGACAAGAAGGUGACGCCCAUCCCGCCGCCACAACUCAAGUCGGAUGCCUAGGAGGCACACAAGCCGACCUUUGGGCGGCGGUCAUGGCUGCCGCACAUGAGUCUCUACCGCCCGAGAGACUAGCCACGGCACGCGUGAGCUAUACCAUAGACUAGAGCCGCGAUUUUACACAUCUGUUACGGCGUUGGGGUCUUUUACUGGAUACGCUAAAUUUGAGGGUGUUCCGGCUCCGUAAGGGAGAUGCGUUCGGGGAUUCGGCCAAACUGCUUCAGGAGCUGAAGCGUUGUGAAGUUUGAUGGGUUGAGAGAAACUUGGCUUUUGAGUUGGGGUGCCCGAGGACCUUGACAGCCGGAGGCGCAGUAUUCGGAUGCCAGAGGAGAAUUUCUGAGCCGGCUCGCAGUGGGAGACGGUCGGAUGUAACGAGCUCGCCAAUGGCCGAGCAAAAGGUCAUCCAGGCUUGCUCAGCAAGCUGGACCACACGAUAGAUUGACGUUGCAUCUGGAGGAUAAUCGGAUCAAGGCAUAUUCGAUGAGCAAGGGGGAAGGCGCAGGAGCGACGCGAGUGGAGGCACGCUCGGUGAGUCGGGAUAGCCCGUAGCAUCGGCACAACGAGAUAGAGCUCUCGUCGCUCGGUGAGCUUAAGAGCGUGCAUAGGCGCACGGAAUACCUAGUAGGCAGCAGAAUUGUACACACAAUCGACC